AUGCAGCUUUCUCCCGCUCCCGUUUCCGAUCGGUGCACAUACGCGGACACUGGCGUUCUAAAUCAGGGGCUCGUUUUCAGUUCUAUGCUCAUUAUACUCCGUCGUCUUUGUAGCCAAGAGGUCAAAGAACUGGCCACUCUGUCGCUGAAAGAUCCGGUACAAGUGUUCCUGAAUCAGGCCACCGCGGUCGCCACACGUCUACAACAGGAAUUCGUGCGAGUUCGAGCUCAUCGUGAGGAGGACAGACUAGCCAUGCUCGUUGCUCUCUUGGUUCGCACGUUCAAUCGCCGCACAAUUGUGUUUCUCCCGACCAAAAAGGAUUGUCAUCGCGUGCAUGUACUGCUAAGUCUCUUGGGUCUUUCUUGUUCCGAGUUGCAUGGUGAUAUGACACAGGCUCAACGACUAGAUGCGCUUCGGCGCUUUUCUGAGGUCCCGACCGAGCAGACAAAAUCGGAUGCGAAUAGUACCGAACAGACCUGUUCUAACGAGGCACCGCGAGUGGAAAUACUGUUAGCUACCGAUUUGGCCGCCCGUGGUCUGGACAUACCGGAUGUUCAAACAGUUAGUCAACUAUUUUGUUAA
This is a messenger RNA of Echinostoma caproni, 582 nucleotides long. The record is from the annotation of a GenBank genome assembly. NCBI's taxonomy places the organism in Eukaryota, Metazoa, Platyhelminthes, Trematoda, Plagiorchiida, Echinostomatidae.